UCGGCCAAACUCCUUCCCGAAGCAGCAGCACCAUUUUGCGUUCCCGCCGGCGGUGUGUGAGGCUUCUGCUUCCUCCCCGUCCCCACCAACACUUGUUAUGGUCCGUCUUUUUAAUUAUGGCCGUAAUUCGCGCCCGGCGGGUGUGGAUGGGACCUUGCUGUGGCUUCAGUGUGCGUUCCCCGGAGGACCGUCCAUGCUGAGCGUCUCGUGCCUUAUUAGCGGUGUGCCUCUCCCCCAGGGAAGGGUCUGGUUUGAUGUUGUGUGUGUGUGUGUGUGUGUGUGUGCGCCCGUUGAAAAAUGGGAUUGUUUGUCUUCCUGCAUUUUGAGUGGUUUACAUAAUCUGGAUUCAAGCCUUUUUUGUUGGAUAUGUGACUCACAGGUACUUCCUGCCAGCCUAUCCCUUGUGUCCUCACUUACUAACGAUGUCUCGUGGCAGGGAAAUGUCUCGAGUGUCGAUGGCAUUUUAUCAGUUUCUUUCAUUGGUUGUGUUUUUGGGGUUGUAUCUGAGACAUCUUCACCUAACCCAAGGUCGUGAAGAUGUACCCACGUUUCUUUCUGAAUAGCCGUGGUUUUAGACCUUACGUUAAGGUCUGUGAUCCAUUCUGAGUUAAUUUUUUUUCCAAAGCUGACACAGUGGUCAGGGUGUUGUUUUUUUUUUUUUUUUUACAUUUAUUUAUUUUUGAAGGAGAGAGAGACAGAGCGUGAGUGGGGGAGGGACAGAGAGAGAGGGAGACACAGCAUCCGAAGCCGGCUCCAGGCUCCGAGCUGUCGGCACAGAGCCCGACGUGGGGCUCGACUUCGUGAACCGGGAGAUCAUGACCUGAGCCCAAGUCGGACGCUCUACCGACUGAGCCACCCAGGUGCCCCCUGAGUUAAUUUUUAUAUACAGUGUAUGACUUUGUCUGUGCCGAGAUAGGGGGUCUGUGUUUGUGGUGUUUGCACGUGGCUGUCCCAGCAUGAUUCAUCGGGGGAGAAAACACCCAAACUGCUUUUGCCUCCGUUGAAUUGCCGUGGCCCCUUUACCAAACCUCCAUCAGUGCGUCUGAUGCCCCAGCUUUGUCUUCUCUCCCCCUCCUCUUGCUCAUAGCGGUGGUGGGCACAGUGGCUGAGCGUAACUCUGACCCCUACUGGAAGUAUAUCACCGCGUGAUCAGAUCUGCCCAGAGCCGGCGGCCCUCGGUUGGUCAAAGGCACUGUGGUCCCGUGCACAGCAUAGGCCUGGCUCUGCCACUUGCCGGCUGUGUGAUCUGGGCUAAGUUUCUUAAUCGGUCCCUGCCUCAGUUUCCCCACCUGUGAACCAGGGGGUGCUGAUAGCUGCUUACCUUGCGGGGUUAUUAGAAGAAAGAUGAGCCAAGACGUAUAAGGUGCUGGGAGGGGGCCCCGCACAGCGACGGUCGGCUGUUCCACGGACGCGUGCCGUGUCCCGACUCCCACCGUGCCUCUGGGCUGGCCUUGCUCAGCCCACAGAAAUGAGAGCAGGGAGGGGUGGUGGAGGGGCGCUCGGCACAGCCUGCAGCUGUCCAGGGAGGGGCUCCUUUAGCCCGCCAGCCUGGCUCAUCUUGUUAUCAGCUGCAAGGGGCCACAGAUGUGACUCCACACCUUUUUGGUGUAAACGCCCCCCCUUUUCUGGGAAGGCGGGCAGAGCCCGGGUCCCUUCCCGAGGCCGGAGCGUCCCCCUCUGAUAAUCCCACGAGUGAAGAGCUGCGAAUCCUGAGAAGAGAAGCUUAACCCCCUCUCUGAUUGGUUUGCCCUGGAUUCUGGUGCCAAACGUGCGUGUACACUUGCCUGCACACGCGCACCCUUGCACACGUGCACACACAUCCUGCCUAACAGGCUCCUCGUCCUCCUCCUCCCUUUCCCCCUGCCAUUUACAAGCACCUCCCCCUGCAGAGACCAGACCCUUGCCCCCUUCCGCCCCUGCCUGGGUCCCGAUGCGUCUCCCGGGGUGGGGGUCUCUACCUCGGCACUGCUGACGUGUGGGGCUGAACCAGCGUUCGUCGUGGGGACCGUCCCGGGGCAGCGUGGGAUGGGGAGCAGCGUCCCAGGCCUCCACAUACCAGACGCUGGCGUGUCGUGACAGCAAAGCGUGUGUCCAGACAUUGCCGCGUGUCCCCUGCAGAGCAGACCCACGCCCCACCAGAAACAGUCGCCCUGCGGGAUCUUGUUAAAGGUGUGCAAGACAAGUUGGGAACAGAGCCUGGGCCCUGGCGGGCGGGUGUGGGCCAAAGUGAUCCGGAGGGACAUGUCGUAGGGCUCGUCCCGCAUUCCGAGCUCCGUGUGCCUUGUCUCCAGGGGCUCCGCUCUGCUCAGAGCGUUCCGGGCCACCGCGUGCGUCUCCUGUCCUUGCGUGUCCUCGGCCCCUGGCGCCUUGGCCCCCACCACCCUCCCUCCGAAGCCGUGUCCCGCGGAGGCCACCGACAUGAGAAGAAACACAGGCAGAACCGCUCAGCCGUGUCCCAGACCCAACCACGAAGCCCCACUUUUGAGGCGGAAGCACAGAUUGCUCCAAGCCCGCGAGAGAGGAGACCUUGCUCUGCAGAGAGGACAAGACCGCCAGCAGCCCCAGCGCCUGGCCGAGGGGCCGAAGUCAGGGUCCCCGAGCCCACGAGCGCGAGGCCCGGAGAGGCCGUGUUUAGCGCAUCCGUUCGGUGUCGCGGGAGGACAGGCCAGGGAGCACCCACCUGACUUGGAGGGGCCUGCCCAGCGAGGAGCGGCCCGGCUGCAGGGGGCCGGGGAGAAGCACAGAGCAGAGAGGAGUCACCCAGAGGAGCCGGUGAGACCGCAGCCCCAGCGCACCAAGAGGAAGGCGGUGGGCAUGGAGAAGCGGGGGGCUACCAAAGCCACGGGCCCGACCCGUCGCCCCCGCUGCGCCCCAGAGAAGAAUAAGGGGAAGCGAGUGCCUUCGACAAAGACCGGCGGUGGCCGCCGUCCCGCUGACCCGCAGGUGAGCAGAGGGGUGAACACGGAAAAGCUGUUGGCUGCCGUGGAGGGACCGGAAGGUCUGGAGAAAAGGGAGAGAGAAGGAGCCUGGGACGGGAGGAGGCAGCCGGGAAAGGAGGCGCGUUCUCCCGUCCAAGGCCUGGAAAACAACUGUCUGGAUCAGGGUCCCCAGGGAAAAGCGAAAGACCUAGAACAGCUGCGGCCGCUUGGCUCUCCCCUCAGAAGGGGAGCCACGUCACCGGUGUCCCUGCGCUGGCACGGUGACAGGAGCAGGUGGCAGAGGGAGCUGGAGUUUGCCUUCGAAGAGUUGUUUGACACCAACAGAAAGCUGAAGGAACACCUGAUCUUGAACCUUGCACCCAGGCCCGGGGCGGAUCACAGCCCCGGCGGGGAGCACGGCCUCUCGGGGAUGCAAGGCUACGGAGGCGAGACCCAAAGAGACCAGAAGACGGGAGGUGUGGAGACGGAAAUGGAUCCUGGCAGGGAGUCCAUGCGACCCGCGGAUGUGGACGCCCGCCAGACGGCGUCCCGAGACAGUUGGAGAAAGUUCCUGAGCGAGCUCGAGAACCAGAAGUAUCACAGGUUGGCCAAGCUCACGUUUAGGAAUGAGAGUAAGCCGUCGUUUCCCCCGGCAGGAGGGUCUGUCGGUGAAGAGACCCGGCUCCCGUGCUCCAGCUCUGGGCAGGCACCGGCCGGGCUCGACCCGCUGGCCGGGGGCCCCCGUCGCCCUGCCCCACAAGACCUGCCAGACGGAGCUGGCCGCAUGGCAUUGCGGCCCAGGCGGAGGGCGGAGACGGGGCGGGGGCCGGGUCGGCAGACGGGACCCCAGGGGCUGAGCUGGGGAGCCCACCCCCAGACUGAGCUGGAGGAGCCCAGAGAACAGGGAAGGGCGUGCGUGGCUCUUCUGAAGUCCCCCUCCUCCCGAGACCCGGACGAGGAAGGGCCGUAUGAAGGCGACGCCACUUCCCCCUGGCCCUCUGGCUUCGAGGACGAUGACGGGCACAGUCAGAUGAUCCGUGACCUUCAGCAGCAAAUUGAAGAACAAAACAAGUUGCACAAGCAGUUUCUCGAAGACGCCAGGAAACGCUUGCAGGAGUUCCAGAGGAUGUGAUAAGCGCGAGAGUUCCGCCCGCAAUAAAUACACCGUUGGUACCCAAGCCCGUGCCCUCUGUGUCUGCGUCACCCGCUCAGGAGCCAGUAGGCACCCCGCUUCACAGCGGCCUCCCCGGCGCGACCGCGGCAG
Neofelis nebulosa (Clouded leopard) is the source of this 4182-nucleotide messenger RNA. It is a transcript of the gene CEP295NL, whose product is annotated as CEP295 N-terminal like. The record is from RefSeq and is a predicted model, not a curated record. Lineage: Eukaryota; Metazoa; Chordata; Mammalia; Carnivora; Felidae. The coding region runs from base 2419 to 4050 and encodes 543 amino acids. Gene Ontology annotation, cellular component: centriole; cytosol; centrosome. The transcript has a single exon. Gene Ontology annotation, biological process: regulation of centriole replication.